GGCGGCGGACGCACGGCCUCCGGGCCCGUCUUUCUGAAGGGGAUGAGAGUGGUGUCGCUUAUCCUAUGACGCGAAAUAACCACGACUUUAAGCAUCAGGAGACGGAAGGGACUGAAGGACGCCGUCGCUGACGCUCUAUUUUUAGAAUUGAAUCGAAAAUGGAAACUGAUAAUGAGAAUCAAAAGAGUAUAGAAGAGGAAAGCACUGACAAGAAAAAAGAUGUAGAAAAAAAGAAAAGGUCUAGAGUUAAACAGGUACUUGCAGACAUCGCUAAGCAAGUAGACUUCUGGUUUGGGGAUGCAAAUCUCCACAAAGAUAAAUUCCUUCGUGAACAGAUAGAAAAAUCAAGAGAUGGAUAUGUAGAUAUUUCACUUCUCCUGUCUUUUAACAAAAUGAAAAAAUUGACCACUGAUGGGAAGUUAAUAGCCAGAGCAUUGAAAAGUUCAGCAAUUGUGGAGCUGGAUUUAGAAGGCACCAGAAUCAGGAGAAAAAAACCUCUGGGUGAAAGACCAAAAGAUGAAGAUGAGCGGACUGUGUACGUGGAAUUACUCCCCAAAAAUGUUAAUCACAGCUGGAUUGAAAGAGUAUUUGGGAAAUGUGGCAAUGUUGUUUAUGUAAGUAUACCACAUUAUAAAUCUACUGGAGAUCCAAAAGGAUUUGCUUUUGUGGAAUUUGAAACCAAAGAACAAGCAGCAAAAGCUAUUGAGUUUCUUAACAACCCACCAGAAGAAGCACCAAGAAAACCUGGCAUUUUUCCAAAAACAGUCAAAGACAAGCCCAUUCCAGCCCUACAAGUAGCUGAAGAAAAGAAAAAGAAAAAGAAGAAGAAAGGACGCGUGAAGAAGGAAGAUAAUGUAGAGACCCAAGAGUUAACAAUGGACACAAGCAAUGAGAGCAAAGUGAAAACCUCGAGGGCUACAUCUGAGGGCUCUGAAGCAGAUGCUGAACCCCAAAAGCAGCCCUCAAAGAAAAAGAAAAAACGGGAAAGGGUUGAAAUGUCCAACUUACCUGAAGUCAGAACAGAGAAGAGGAAGAGAAGUAGCUCUGAAGACACAGAAAGCCUGGCUCCCAAGUCAAAAGUAAAGAAAAUGGCCCAGAAAGAUAGCAUUAAAAAUGAAGCAUCAGAGGUUUCCAAAGAAAACAGAGAUUUAGGAUUCUCCACAGAAGAAGAAAAGGAUACCGGGGAUAUUAAAGAUGCUUCUCUCUUAAAAACGAAAAGGAAACAUAAGAAAAAACACAAAGAGAGACACAAAAUGGGAGAAGAGGUUAUACCAUUGAGAGUACUAUCAAAGAACGAAUGGAUGGAUUUAAAAAAAGAAUAUUUGGCACUGCAAAAAGCCAGCAUGGCUUCUUUAAAAAAGACAAUAUCCCAAAUAAAAUCGGGGUCAGAAAUGGAAACAGACAGUGGAGUACCUAAAAAGUCCGGAAUGAAAACUGAAAAUGCCAGCUGUGAAGAGCAUGGCCCCCAGGAGAAGGUUAAUGCCACAGGACCACAGUUUGUGAGUGGAGUGAUUGUGAAGAUCCUUAGCACAGAGCCCCUGCCUGGCAGGAAACAAGUCCGGGAUACUUUGGCUGCAGUCUCGGAAGUUGUUUAUGUUGAUUUACUAGAAGGAGAUACAGAAUGCCAUGCUAGAUUUAAAACUCCUGAGGAUGCUCAAGCAGUAAUGAAUGCAUACACAGAAAUCAAGAAGAAACACUGCUGGAAACUAGAAGUCCUUUCUGGUGAUCAUGAACAGAGAUACUGGCAGAAGAUUUUGGUAGACAGACAGGCCAAACUUAAUCAACCUCGAGAGAAGAAGAGAGGCACUGAGAAGUUAAUCACCAAAGCUGAAAAGAUUAGACUGGAAAAGACUCAACAAGCAAGUCAGCACAUUAGAUUUUCUGAGUAUGACUGAAAAAAAAUUAAAAUUUACCUCUUACUAUUUUACUGGAUGCUUGUAGAAAAUCCAUUGUAUUAUGGUAGUACUGCAUAAUGAAUGUUUUUCUAAAACUUACCUUUAAUUAAAACCAUUGUUCCUC
This is a messenger RNA of Lepus europaeus (European hare), 2019 nucleotides long. It is a transcript of the gene LARP7, whose product is annotated as La ribonucleoprotein 7, transcriptional regulator. NCBI's taxonomy places the organism in Eukaryota, Metazoa, Chordata, Mammalia, Lagomorpha, Leporidae. The transcript has 13 exons. Gene Ontology annotation, molecular function: mRNA binding. The record is from RefSeq and is a predicted model, not a curated record. Gene Ontology annotation, cellular component: nucleus. Gene Ontology annotation, biological process: RNA processing. Bases 159 to 1895 code for a protein of 578 amino acids.